Molecule: messenger RNA, 3797 nt
Organism: Onychostruthus taczanowskii (white-rumped snowfinch)
Lineage: Eukaryota; Metazoa; Chordata; Aves; Passeriformes; Passeridae
Gene: NOD1
Product: nucleotide binding oligomerization domain containing 1
Exons: 12
Coding region: 550-3405 (951 amino acids)
Biological process (GO): regulation of apoptotic process
Molecular function (GO): protein binding
Source: RefSeq, a predicted model, not a curated record
CUGUAUUUCUUCUUUCUUUUCUUAUGCUCUUUGUAGAUGGAAAUGAAGUAGUAAAGAAAAUACUUCUAUUUGCUUUGUACACUUUACAGCAUGUUGGUUUAUUCUUAUGGUUUUCUGAAUAUUUGUCUCAGUUCUUCUUACAAAUUAGGAAGAAAGAAAAUGCAUUAGAAUAAUGUGGUCCUGGAAUAACCAAAGCAAGCAAGGAAUGUUGGGUGGAUGCAGUAUCUUGAAAGAAUAGGUUUAAUAUUUUAAUUGCAUGUUUUAAGAUGAUGCUAUCUCUUUAACUAAAGCCUACAGAUACUUGAGGCUAAAUUAUGUUUUCAGCAUGCUUGGUCUUCAUUCACGGAAUGAGCUUUCUUGAACAAAGAGAUGUGCCACUGUGGCUUCUGGAAAGCUGAGUGACUCAGAAAUCAGCCACUUCCUCGGGCACGGUGAUGUGAAGGACAGAUUUCCCGUUUGCCUGAAGUUAAAUCCGACCUGACCUGUCACUACAAAUGGACAGUUUUUCAAAGAUGAGGCUUGGUGGAGGAGCUUCUUGGUAUCUCAACUAUGGAAGGCCUACUUUGUGCUAAUGUGGACGUUUCUGUGAGCAAACCUCCAGGAGCAAGCCCUCAGUCCUUCAUUGCUUUGCUGAAGGUUCACCGAGAGCUUCUGGUCGGUAGGAUCCGAAACACGCAGUGCUUGAUUGAUAACUUGAUUAAGAACGACUACUUCUCCACUGAGGAUGCAGAGAUUGUUGUCCAGUUUCCUACUCAAGCAGAUAAGGUUCGCAAAAUUCUAGACUUGGUUCAAAGCAAGGGAGAAGAAGUUUCGGAAUAUUUCGUCUAUGUCCUGCAGAAAGUCACUGAUGCUUACUAUGAGCUUCAGCCUUGGCUGGAUGAAAUAGGUUACAAGCCUUCAGAGAAUAUUUGUAGUAAACCUGUGGUAAAUACAGAUCCAGUUAGCAGGUAUUGCCAGAAACUCAGACAUGACCUGGGACGGGACUCCAAGUUUUUUAUGUUGUACGCUCAGAAGGAGGAGGUGCUGCUCGAAGAAAUCUACUCCAACAGUAUUAUGGAGCUGGUCAGUUUUACCAAUGAGAGUCUUGGCCAGGUGGGUCAAUUAGAAGCCCUUUUUGAUGAUGCAGUUGGGCUAAUUAAUGAAGAUGGAGAGACUAUUUAUGUCUACGGGGAUGCAGGAAUUGGAAAAUCCAUCUUGCUGCAAAAGAUACAAAGCCUUUGGGCCAGGAAGGAAUUGGACAUAGGGGCCAAGUUUUUCUUCCGUUUUCGGUGUAGGAUGUUUAGCUGCUUCAAGGAAGAUGAAGCCAUAUGUUUGAAAGACCUGCUCUUCAAAUAUAAUUGCUACCCAGACCAGGACCCUGCAGAAGUGUUCCGUCACAUCUUGCAGUUCCCUCAUACAGUUCUUUUCACUUUUGAUGGCUUUGAUGAGAUCUAUUCCAACUUUGAUCUCAGCAGCGUACCUGAGGUAUGCUCACCCAAUGAACCCAUCCACCCCCUGGCACUGCUUGUAAGCCUUCUCAGAGGAAAGCUUCUUAAGGGAUCCAAGAAAAUUCUUACUGCCAGGACAGGAACUGAAAUCCAAAAAAACAUCAUUAGGAAGAAAGUGUUGCUCCGCGGUUUCUCCAGGAAUAACCUGAAGGAAUACACAGCUAUGUUUUUCAAAGAUGAGCAGCAACGAGCACUGGUAUCAAACCAGUUGGAAGCUAACCCAAAUCUCUGCAGUUUGUGUUCAGUGCCUUUAUUUUGCUGGAUUAUCUUCAAAUGCUUUGAGCACUUCCACUCCAUGUUUGACAGCCAUGAGCUUCCAGACAGUUCUGUUACAUUAACAGAUGUAUUUUUGCUCAUGAUUGAAGUCCACCUGAACCGAUCUGUGAAAACAAGUUUGCUGAAGAGCAAUAUCAGGAGCCAAGCAGAGAUGUUCAAAUCAAGAAAGGAAAGUCUUCUAGCUUUGGGUAAAAUGGCAUACAAAGGGAUGGAGAACUCUUCCUUUAUCUUUGAGCAGGAGGAAGUCUCAUCGGCAAACAUCUCUGAAGAAGAUUUGCAAUUGGGCUUUCUCAGGACAGUUAAAGGUUACAGUGGCUGUGACAGUCAGGCCACUUAUGAGUUCUUGCACUUAACCCUUCAGUCUUUUUUCACAGCUUUGUUUUUGGUUGUGGAGGAGAAGGUGGGUACCAAGGAGUUACUUGAGUUUUUCAAUGAGUGUUCUUCCAUGGAGACUGCUCAGACUACUUGCCUUCAUAUCCCCUGGUUGAAGAAACAGCUAGCAGGGGAGGAUCCUUUCCAAAAUAAAGAGCACUUUAAUUUUACCAACAUGUUUCUUUGUGGCCUGCUUUCUGGAUCCAGGCAGAAGCUCUUCAGACAUUUAGUUUCGCCUGCGGUCAUUAAGAGGAAGAGAAAAACACUCAUCACAUACCUUGGGGAGAACAUGAAAUCCCGCCUGAAAGGCUACACUCGGUCCAGGCUUAAAAGCUACAAUCAGGUGCAGGUGCAGCCCAACUUUGUGUGGAUGCUGAGGUGCCUGUACGAGACGCAGAGUGAGAAGGUGGGGAGGAUGGCAGCCCGCCGCAUGCACGCCAACUACAUCAAGCUGGCCUACUGCAACGCCUGCUCUGCCGACUGCAGCGCCAUUUCCUUUGUUCUGCACCACUUCCAAAAGCAGCUGGCUCUGGAUUUGGACAACAACAACAUCAAUGACUAUGGAAUAAAGCAGCUGCAGCCUUGUUUCAGCAAGCUGGCAGUGAUCAGGCUCAGUGUAAAUCAGGUCACAGAUCAUGGCGUGAGGAUCUUGUAUGAAGAACUCUCCAAGUACCAAAUUGUGUCUUUUUUGGGCUUAUACAGCAACCAAAUCACUGAUGUUGGAGCCAAAUAUGUUGCAAAAUUAAUUGAAGAGUGUUCAAGCCUGGAAUAUGUUAAAAUAGGAGCAAACAAAAUAACGAGCGAAGGAGGGAAGUGCCUUGCCCAGGCCAUCCAGAAGAGCCAGACAAUGUUUGAAAUUGGGAUGUGGGGUAAUCAAGUUGGAGAUGAAGGAGCAAAGGCAUUUGCAGAGGCCCUGAGGAACCACCCCACGUUAACAAACGUGAGUCUCGCAUUCAAUGGCAUCACGACAGAGGGAGGCAAAAGUAUUGCCGAAGCCAUGCAGCACAACAACUCCGUGAGGAUAUUCUGGUUGACUAAAAAUGAGCUGGAUGAUGAGGCAGCAAUGAGUUUUGCAGAGAUGCUGAAGGUCAACAAGAAACUGGUGCAUUUAUGGCUUAUCCAGAAUCAAAUUACAGCCAAAGGGGUGAAGUGCCUCAGCGAAGCUCUCAAGGAGAACACGACUAUUCAAGAAAUCUGCUUGAAUGGGAACCUGAUAAGCCAAGAAGAGGCCAAAGCUUUUGAAAAUGAACGGCGGAUCAUUUGCUUUUGAAUGAGGACUUUCCCAUUUUGCCAAGUUGGUGUUAACAAAGGCUACUCCUACACUUGGACUGCAGAGUUUAUAAAGGCAUCAAUCUACAGUGCUCGUGGCAGGAGAGAGAUACACAAUAAGCUGCCUUUUUAUGAACACACUGCACUCCCUCAGCUCCAUCCCUUACCCUGCCUGCUAUUUUUAAUCCUUUAGCUGAGUGGGAAGUUGCCUGGGUAAAUAAUUAAUGUUUGUUUGGUGCUUUGAAGAUGAAAUGCAAAGUGUUAACAGACUAAAUCCACUGGCAGGUGUAUGCAUUUUGAUAACUGAAUUUAGAUCUAUUCUGUACAGUGAUGUAAAUAAUCUCUUAACUUAUUUAUAUACGUAAAUAAAGACACACAAGUAUACAUAAACAA